UAAAAAUUUAUGAAAGUUGCAAAAAAAGUGAUACACUUUUAAAUGUAAUUAACGAAACAUUGAAUCAAAUGACGAUCGACUCAACCAAUGGUUAGCCUUAUGUGAAACUACUGUAAAGUAAACCUCAAAAUAAGUGACUAUUUCUCAAUAUUAGCCAAUAAUAGGCAUUGAAUGGACUGAAAGGUUGAGCACGUGUUCAGUCAAUACACGCUUACCAUUGAUUGGACAUCACUUGAAGACACAUCUCAAGACAAUGUCCGCACCCGAGUCCACAUACGAAGAAUGGGAACUCAAACGAGUAGCUCAGCCGUCGACAGCCGUCACGGAUCUAAUUAACUCAACCGUUGAGUUGACGACACGAAACUUGCGAUCAGUCUCUGUGGUCGACAGGUUGUCCAUCAGAUCCAGAGGACUCAUUGACAACAAGUGGGACGAAUCCAAGCAACGAGUGCUUCAUUUCUCCAUAGAUUGCGAUCAAAAGUACGACACGACUAAAGAGUUGCCGAAACUGAAGGCAUCGGAAGAGUGGCCGCAAUUGUCGACAACUGAUUUGGAGACCGGUUUUGCCGAUUGCGUUGAAGACAAUGGACUCAUCACUGAUUACGAGGCUUAUCGGGAGCUGAAGUGGCAGUCAUUUCACAGAGCGCUCAAAGACAAUGAUUUGAUCGACAAAUAUAAGCCACAGUUUGUCUCAUUCGGCGGUCCCGUCGCCGAAAUCAUGGCCACUGUUUUUGACACUUCAAACAAUUGGAAAGUAUCGGCACAACUGACCAGUGGUGUCAUCUAUUUCUACAAAACUCGGUCCGAAAGACAACAAAACCCGUAUUCAGUCGGUAAUGCCAGCCGUCGGACGUAUUGUGGACUCAAUUUUCUUCACUUAAUUACCGAUAGAGAAGACAUUAAAAUGAAUGAGUUUCACAAAUUCUUUGGCAUCAAUUGUGUGACUUUGGAUUCGCAUAAACUCUUGACACUCAAUGAAAUCGAUGCCAUCGAUGAUAAUGAAAGACCCGUCGACUUAAAACUGGUGGAAGAGAGCCGUUCCCUAAGAGAUGACUCAUACUUUGAGAAGAAGAAAUCAUUGAGAUUUUGGUCAAAGGCUUGGCUUCAGGGCAUGGAUGAAGUGGUGAUGGCCACCAUUAGUCACAACGUCUUGAUGGACAUCGACAGCAAGAAAGUGCCCGAAUUGGCAGAAAUGGGCAGCAGAUACUGGUCUAGCGAUCAAUGCAUUCAUUUUCUCAUUCGUUUCUUGUCUUUCAUGAAGACAUGCAUUACCGACGAGAAUAUGAUCUAUGAUUUCAGUUUCAGAAGAGGCGACGAUUCUGUUGAGUGUAUUAAACAACCGCUUAACGAUUCCAAUGCCAUUCUUCCCAACUCUUGCACUCAAGAGUCUAACGUUAAGGAUUUGGAGACUAUUCUCGACGCUUCGCUUAAGAUAUCCGACUAAACGAUGCUUUUCUUAUAACUGAUCCUAAUU
This is a messenger RNA of Medioppia subpectinata, 1474 nucleotides long. The record is from the annotation of a GenBank genome assembly. Lineage: Eukaryota; Metazoa; Arthropoda; Arachnida; Sarcoptiformes; Oppiidae.